AUGGCAGAAAUCAAGAUCUUUGGCCUCGGAGAAAACUGCAAGCCAUUGUGGAAAGAUGCUGGUGCAAAGUACGACGAAACAGACGAACAUUUAGUUAUCAUGGGUAAACCGGUUAUGGAGCGUUGGGAAACACCGUACAUGCAUAAACUGGCUUCAAUAGCAGCAUCCAAAGGUGGUCGAGUCCUUGAGCUUGGCUUCGGACUGGCUAUUUCGGCGACGAAAAUUCAAUCCUUUGCAGUAGAUGAACACGUCAUAGUAGAAUGCAAUGACGGAGUCUUCAAAAGGCUGGAGGCAUUUGCUAAAACGGCCAAGCAGAAGGUGACGCCUCUGAAAGGUCAGUUGUGGUGAGGUCAAUCAAUCAACCAAUCAAUCAAAUCAAUCAAUCAUCAAUCAAUCAGUCAAUCAAUAAAUCAUCAAUCAAUCAAUCAAUCGAUCAAAUUUAUUACGGUUAUGACUAUAUUCUUGAUGGACAGCCUAUUAAUUCAAUUUCAACCAGCUACAGUGUUAGGUAGCAGACAGUUUCUUUUCUGGCAAGGUUUUUGGCAUGUAUGAAGUUGUUCAGACCUUCUAAAGGUAUUUCGCAUGGUUGGUUUGUUUACAUCCCCUCCAACUAACUGAGGGCUUGUUAGGGUAAAAUUCCAACAAGUGAACUGACCUUGAAACAGCAAAUCUUGUGUAAUUUGCGCACCCCUUGGUUGAGUACUGGUUGGCACUAUCGGUCAACGUGUCAGCCAAGUAUUGGUCGACUCUUGAUCACCAUAUCGGUUGACUGUCGGUUGACAUGUCGAUAGAUAUGUUGGUCGACACUCGUCCAAUAUGUCGGCCGGUGUAUCGACCAACAUGUCAACCAAAGCGUUGGCUCAUACACCAGUCAGUAUACCAGUCGGCACUCGAACGAUACAAGCUUAAGGGGUGUCAAUUGUUGGUGGAAUAUCAGUUGACUAUUGGUGGUGCAUCGGUUGACUGUCGUUUAUCCUGAAUUCUCUAUUAAGCCCCCCAGGGGGCUUAUUUAUUUCAAGCCCAUCUAAUGGGGGGGCCUUAUUUGAGAGGGGUGGGGGGGGGGUAUUUAAUUUAGAAAAGAUGAUGGUAUUAGUUCUCCAUAAAGACCUAGAAUACAAAGUAGGUAAAGGUUGGAGGUUAUGCAGCGAAGGAUCAAAAACAAAUCAGAACUUCCUGUUGGUAAAUAAACUAUCCUGGAUCAGUCCACUCAAAGUUAAACAGUUGUGAUUGAUUAAUACAGUCUAUUAUUAUUAGAGGGCUUAUUGGAGUGAGGGGGCUUAAUGUAGGAUUUACAGAACUUUAAUAGAAUUUGUGUUUUAAAAUCAGAAAGGGGAAUCUGCAUGGUUUCAGUGUUACAUGAAAGAUGUCCCGGUCGAGGGGUUUGAAAAUAAUUUCCUUUCUGUUGUUUGUGUCAACCCAGGUCAGCCUCACCGUGUCAACUUGUUGAAUUUUUGCUGUUGCUCUACACAUGUUAUAAUGUUAGAUUGUCCAUCAAUACCUCUCAAAGGCAUGCCAUACUGGUCCUUAUUUUUUCCAAAAAAAAAAUGCACACGCUUGACAUUAUACUCUCACAUUAGACUGGUAAAAGCCGCCAAAGCUAAGUAUUUUCAGGAAUGCCCACAUGCUUUCCUGAAAGGUUCAUGUAUAUGGGGCUGUCAAUGUGGAGGGAGGAAGAUCCCAGCACUCCAGGCAUAGUUCAACAAUUAAAUGAAUAUCGAUUUCCAAUAUCAAUUGAUAAAAAUCUAUAAAGAAAAAAGUUGUGACUUUGAUUAAUAUCAAUUUCUGAUAUAAAAUGAUAAGGAUUGAUUUAUUGAUUUUUAAUGAUUCCCAUUGAUUAAUAUCAGAAAAGACUUAAGUCAUUUGGUAGAAGGUCAGGAUGUUUUCUGUACAGUAUUAUUUAUUGUCAUUCAGUCAUGAUAGUAUGCAGUUCUUUAAAUUUAUUGAUAAAAAUUUAAUACUGAAAAAGAACAAAAACAGGAAGAGAUCUUCUGAUAAAAUCUUUAAAUAUUCCUCAGCUUUCGCCAAACCUACAUGUUCAUGUAGUACGUCCCCUUAUCCGGAAAGAUCACAGCGCUCUGGAGUACUUCAAUGCCUGUAUAUAUGUUACAGGUCAAAACUGAAUUGUGUUGAACAACACUAACCGAAGAGAACAUGGUGUCUUGUUCCAUUCCUUUUCGGAAGCUAAAAAAUUCUGAGGAAGAGAGAAAGUUAAUCCAAAAUGGUACCCUAAAGUCAACAAGCACAGUGAAAAAGUAGUCUUUUAAAAUUUUUUCUGGAUUGGCCGAAUGGCAGCAAGUCAUUCAUAGUACAGUACUAAAAACUUACACCAAGAAUUCCUAGGAGUACCCCCCUUAGACCCUAAAGAGAAUAAAGGACCACUCAUAGUCUAACAAACUGCUGACUUAAAAUCAUUUAAGUCACAGCAAAAGUAGCAAACUCUUUAGCAAGCUUUUUCACACAUAGAUUGAUGUACUUUUUUAUCUUUUUAUUCCCAUAGGCCUGUGGGAGGAGGUAGUGCCCUCCCUUGAUGAUGAAUCAUUUGAUGGCAUCAUGUAUGACACGUACCCCUUGUCAGAGGAAACAUGGCACACUCAUCAGUUCUUGUUUAUCAAAGACCAUGCCUACCGUCUCCUUAAACCAGGAGGAGUGCUGACCUUCUGCAAUCUGACGUCUUGGGGAGAGUUGCUUAAGACAAAAUAUAAUGACAUUGAGAAGAUGUUCGAGGAAACACAAGUCCCUGAGUUACUGAAAAGUGGUUUUGUAAGAGAGAACAUAUCAACUGAAGUUAUUGAUGUUGAUGUUGAUCCCAACUGCCUCUACUACAGUCACAGGAAAAUGAUUGCUCCUACUGUUACAAAGCUUUAA
Messenger RNA from Porites evermanni, 2865 nucleotides. The record is from the annotation of a GenBank genome assembly. NCBI's taxonomy places the organism in Eukaryota, Metazoa, Cnidaria, Anthozoa, Scleractinia, Poritidae.